Molecule: messenger RNA, 1645 nt
Organism: Camellia sinensis
Lineage: Eukaryota; Viridiplantae; Streptophyta; Magnoliopsida; Ericales; Theaceae
Product: HXXXD-type acyl-transferase family protein
Source: RefSeq, a predicted model, not a curated record
UGUCCCGUGAAGCUGCUAAAACAAACAACAACAAAGUACGACCCAAAUUCCUCUUAAAAAUGGUACCAACAACAAGUAAUAGUUCUUUAGUGUUCACAGUGAGAAGGAAGACAGCAGAGCUGGUAACUCCGGCAAAGCCCACACCUCAUGAAUACAAACUGCUGUCAGACAUCGAUGACCAAGAAGGUCUUCGGUUUCAGAUCCCAGUGAUACAGUUUUAUCGUUAUGAUUCGUCGAUGGGAGACAAAGACCCAGUGAAGGUCAUCCGAGAGGCAAUUGCAGAAACGCUUGUGUUCUACUACCCGUUCGCGGGUAGGCUGAGGGAAGGACCUGACCGCAAGCUUAUGGUAGACUGUACUGGUGAAGGUGUCAUGUUCAUCGAGGCUGACGCUGAUGUUACUCUUGACCACUUCGGUGACGCUCUACAACCUCCCUUCCCCUGUUUGGAGGAGCUCCUUUUUGAUCCCCCCGGCUCCACUGCCGUCCUAAACUGCCCUUUACUCCUUAUUCAGGUGACCCGUCUGAGGUGCAAUGGUUUCAUCUUCGCUUUGCGCUUGAAUCACACCAUGAGCGAUGCCCCUGGACUAGUUCAAUUCAUGAUGGCAGUAGGCGAAAUGGCCCGAGGUGCAUCUUCCCCAUCGGUGCAACCAGUUUGGAAGAGGGACUUGCUCUGUGCUAGAGACCCACCACGCGUGACAUGCACACACCGCGAGUACGACCAAGUCCCUGACACUAAUGGUACCAUCAUUCCCCUAGAUGACAUGGCUCACCGGUCUUUCUUUUUCGGCCCCACUGAGGUCUCCGCGCUUCGCAAGUUCGUCCCUCCCCACCUUCGCAACUGUUCUACCUUUGAAGUGCUCACCGCUUGCCUCUGGAGAUGUCGUACUAUCGCCCUCCAACCUGACCCGGAGGAAGAAGUGCGCAUUCUCUGCAUUGUUAGUGCACGCAGCAAGUUCAACCCACCCCUUCCUACUGGAUACUACGGCAAUGCCUUUGCGUUCCCCGUGGCCAUAUCAACUGCUGGAAAGUUGUGCCAGAACCCUUUGGGAUAUGCACUUAAGUUGGUCAUGAAGGCUAAGGCUGAUGUUACACAAGAGUAUAUGAGAUCACUGGCAGACCUGAUGGUUCUUAAAGGAAGACCUCACUUCACGGUGGUGAGGACCUUUCUAGCGUCUGAUGUGACCCGUGCCGGGUUUGAUGAGGUAGAUUUUGGAUGGGGUAAAGCAGCUUAUGGUGGCCCGGCAAAGGGCGGUGUUGGGGCCAUUCCUGGUGUUGCAAGCUUUUAUAUUCCUUUUACGAAUAAGAAAGGCGAGCAUGGAAUUGUGGUUCCUUUUUGCUUGCCCACCCAAGCCAUGGAAAGAUUUGUUACUGAAAUUGAGGGUAUGCUUAAGUCUGAUCAACAACUGAUCGCUACAGCUAACAAUUCCACGUUCAUCACAUCUUCCUUGUGAACGCAUAUAUUGCAAGUAUUUUCAGGCUAAUGUUAUUAUUAUGUUAUUGAAAUAUAUAUGUUUCAAAACUAAAUCAAAAGUAUUGGAAAGCAACCAAUAUGAUGUUGCCUAUUUUUCUGUUUGUGUAGCAUUUAUAAUAAGAGGAUCAUGAAAAAAUUUUCAUGAAAAUGAUCAUAAAAAAUUUGUGACCGUUA